Molecule: messenger RNA, 1065 nt
Organism: Helobdella robusta
Lineage: Eukaryota; Metazoa; Annelida; Clitellata; Rhynchobdellida; Glossiphoniidae
Exons: 5
Molecular function (GO): UDP-glycosyltransferase activity
Source: RefSeq, a predicted model, not a curated record
AACACUUUAAUCCUGGACUGGCUGCCCCAGAACGAUGUUCUAGGCCACCCUUCCACUAAACUUUUCAUCACCCAUUGCGGAAACAACGGCAUCCAUGAAGCUCUCUAUCACGGCGUUCCGAUGUUGGGAUUUCCGCUCUUUGCAGAACAGGGUGAAAACUGCAGAAGAAUGAUCGCCUUCGAGUUCGGUAUAAAAAUGGAUAUUUUCACUUUCACGGAAGCUGAAUUAGUAGAAAAUGUUCUAGAAAUCCUAACAAAUCCAAAGUAUAAAAGCUCCAUAAAGCAGAUGUCGAAAGUAUUUAAAGACCAGCCAAUGGCACCUCUUCAAAAAGCUCUCUUUUGGAUGGAGCAUGUGAUCAAACAUGGCGGCAGCCACCUAAGAUCCAGUGCUAUAGAUCUGCCUUUGUAUCAGUUUCUCUGUUUCGACACCAUUGCCGUACUCCUUCUCAUUAUAACCAUCGUCACUUUUGCUGUUUUCCAAGUUUCAAAAUUUUCGUUGUUGUACUUCUACGAAGUCGACCACCAUUUUAAUAGUUUCAUCCCUAACUUUCCUAAUCAUAUUUCAGUGGCCGGGCUGACUUGCUCUCCGGCUCAAAAUCUUCCGAAAAAUAUUUUAGAUUUCAUUAACGGCAGGAUUGUUGACGGGAAGGACCCUGGUGUAAUUCUCAUGAGUUUUGGUUCUUUCGUGGAUUACAUGCCAAAUCGACUGAUCGAAAAGUUUUUUAAAGUCUUCGAAUCUCUCAAUGAAACCAUCUUGGUGAGGUAUAAGAUCAAACAGAACGACACGCAGCCUAAACCAACGAUACCAACAAACGUGAUGAUAUCAGACUGGCUGCCCCAGAAUGACCUCUUGGGCCAUCCCUCCACCAAACUCUUCAUUACGCACUGCGGCAACAACGGACAGCAUGAAGCUCUCUAUCACGGCGUCCCGAUGUUGGGAUUCCCGCUCUUCGCCGAGCAGGACGAAAAUGCCAGGAAGGUCAUCGCCCUUCAAUUCGGUUUGAUCAUGGACAUAAUGACUUUCACUGAGAAGGAGUUAUUUGGUUGGUUUAUUUCUGUUUUUUAA